This is a messenger RNA of Ceutorhynchus assimilis (cabbage seed weevil), 1077 nucleotides long. The record is from the annotation of a GenBank genome assembly. NCBI's taxonomy places the organism in Eukaryota, Metazoa, Arthropoda, Insecta, Coleoptera, Curculionidae.
AUGUUUAAUUAUUCGCUGGUGAAGUCUGUAAAUUGCUUUUUCCCGUUAAUAUGGGAUAGCAACACAUCAACACAAGAACACCCAAUCAUUUCACAGAACUUUUUUGGGUUUCUGAAAUUUUCAACUUUUCUCGCUCUUUUAUUCCUUUUUUUGAUACAACCUCAAGCCAAGGAUGAACAAAUUAAACUAUUUUCUAUCACUACCAUUCAAACAUAUUUAAAAGAUAAUAUUUUUGUGGGAGGAGACUGUCGAGUUAGGAUACUCUAUAUUACCUUUUCUAACAAGAAUGAGAUCCCUCCACCUUUUUUAUUUCUAUAUUUAAGGAAUCCUUAUAGCGUUGGUGAACAUUACGAUUUUAACAGUUGUUUGAAUAUUAUCUCAAAAUGCAAAGUGCUUAUAAUACUCAAGUUAUGGAGAAAAACGAUACAAGAUACGAUACAUUCGACUCAAACGUUUAGAAAGAGAACGGGAAUUUUGAUCAGUGAAACAAAAUAUUUUCUAAAUAAAUCCAAAAGUAAAUGGAUCAGUGUUGGUUUUUCGUUGGAGAGAAAAUAUGAAGUUGUGAUUAAGUUGGGUGGAAUUGAAAAUAAUCAACACGUUAUAUUCAAUGAAGACCAAUGGAUAUCUUUUUUACACAAUCAAGGAAUCAUGCUAAGUUUUGUUUACUCUAACAAAACCGGAUGGCAACCCAUGCGUGAAAAUGGUUUUCAAAUCCACUUCGUCUAUAUGGGAGAUGCAAGAAUUAUCAAGAUAAGUCAAGACGGAGGCAAUGAAGUCUUUUUAGCAGGCGAAACCAUGAGUGAACUCUCGAACUUGGUGAAUUUAGUUAAAUAUCGCUGUGAUAUGUUGAAAUUUCAAGAAUUUUCAAAAUAUUACAAUAUUUUAGUGAGUGGUGUCUCAUCAAAAUCUGGAGAUCUGAUGAAUAAUCUGUAUAAAAUUAUUUCUCCUUCAAAAAAUCCCAAUAGUGCAAAUAUUUGUUGUAUGUUGGAAUUAUUAAAUUUCUAUUCUGAUUGUAUUAUUGAGGAUGUAGAAUCUUUUGCUUGCAAUGAAUUUGUAAAUAGCUGUAUUGGAAAAUAA